AUUCACGGUAAAUAAACCACCGUAACUCAAAAUUCAUGCUACUUGUUCGAGACGGGUUGUUCUUGUUCACGAUCCAAAUCAGUGUACUCCUUACAAAAGCGAAAAUUGGGCAAAUUGAUUGAUUGAUUGAUUCGAUGAAUGGCCCAAAAGCAAGGUACCGGCCAUGCCUAUCCCAAUUUCCGAAGGCACAAGGUUACAAGCGGAAGCUGUCCUUAUCCACGUGGCACUUUUUUCCGUCGUUGAUGUCCCAUCAUUUACACGCUACUCGUACUUUAAUCCAGAACACCGCGUAACAGUGGAUCUUGCCACACCUUUCCUCUUUCGAACGUGGAGACCGUGGUGGAGCAGUCUCGGUGGAACUCGGAAGCUAUUCGCAUUUCCCAGUUCAGCGACGUUAUUUACUGAAACGUUUCGGUAUCGCUUCUCAGAAGCUAUGAAGUUGGUCAUGGCGGUUCUUCCGCUACUCUUUUUAACUGUACUCUCUCAUUCGGAGGCUGAUCAAGCUUUCGACGUCCGGCAACACCUCUCCACCGUAUCAAGAUACGGUGCAGUGAAAGAUAUUGCUGAUAAUUCCUUCGUUCCUACUGGUAUUCCUGAUGGAUGUACUCGUAUCCACUUAAAUCUUGUGGCAAGGCAUGGAACCCGUUCUCCUACAAAGAGGCGGAUGAGAGAGUUGGAUAAGUUGGCUGCUCGUAUACAAGAACUUUUAAGGGAUGCCAAGCAACACAGUCUGUCUUCGAAGAAAGUCCCUGCCUGGUUAUGGCAGUGGGAAUCUCCUUGGAAAGGAAAAUUGAAGGGUGGAGAAUUGAUUAGUAAAGGAGAAGAUGAAUUGUACGAUCUUGGAAUUAGAAUUAGAGAAAGAUCUCCUGAUUUGUUUGAUGAGGAAUACCACCCUGAUGUGUAUACCAUAAAGGCUACUCAGGUUCCUCGGGCAUCUGCUAGUGCUGUUGCAUUUGGCAUGGGGCUCUUUAGAGAAAGAGGAAGUCUGGGACCAGGGCGUCAUCGAGCUUUUGCUGUUAUAAUUGAAAGUUGUGCAAGUGAUAUAAUGCUGAGAUUUUAUGACUGUUGUGAAAACUACAAGGACUUCAGGAAAAACCAAGAACCUGCUGUUGAGAAGCUGAAGGAACCAAUCUUUGAUGAAAUUGCUUCUGCAUUGCAGAAGCGAUAUGAGCUUAAUUUCCGAAGUCAGGAUAUAUCUUCUCUAUGGUUUUUGUGUAAACAGGAGGCAUCUUUGUUGGAUACAACUGAUCAAGCUUGUGGUCUGUUCAGCCCUUCAGAGGUUGUUUUGCUGGAAUGGACAGAUGAUGUGGAGUUCUUUAUAUUGAAGGGGUAUGGUAAUUCUCUAAACUAUCAAAUGGGAGUUCCAUUGCUUGAGGACAUUUUACGAUCCAUGGAGCAAGCUAUUAAGGCUAAAGAAGAAAACCAAGCUCCUGGCAGUUAUGAAAAGGCAAGGCUUCGCUUUGCACAUGCGGAAACUGUGGUUCCUUUUUCAUGUUUGCUUGGGCUUUUCCUCGAAGGAUCUGAAUUUGAACAAAUACAAAAGGAAGAGCCUCUAGACCUGCCUCCAAAGCCUCCUCAGAAAAGAAAUUGGAGGGGGAGCACUGUGGCACCUUUUGGUGGGAAUAACAUGCUGGUUUUAUACAGCUGCCCUGCUAACUCCUCUAGCAAGUACUUUGUGCAAGUUCUACACUAUGAACACCCCAUUCCAAUGCCAGGUUGUAAUGGUGCAGAUUUCUGCCCGUUUGAGGUCUUCAAGGAAAGAGUUGUUGUUCCUCACAUGAAGCAUGACUAUAAUGCACUGUGUAAAGCAAAGCUGGAGCAGCCAGAGCAGAAGCCUGCAACCAGUAAGUUAAUACUACUGUUUCGUUGGCUCUUUUCACUGGGAAAUGAAGAUACACUAUCCCAAAGACACAGAGUUGAAUUGUAGUUUGGUUUUCAAGAGGAAAAGAAGGCAUACUGCUUGCAUUUUGCUUGCUGCAACUUCCAUCUGGUGUGAUUUUCAGCCACAACUAGCUCAUGAUGUUAGCAGAGUUGCGUUCUGGAGUAAACUUGAGUGAAGAUGCAGACAAUUUUUGCCCUAGUCUCUCUGCUUCACCAGAUGUUCAAACCAAUACUUUGCCCUGGGGAUGGGAGCAGUGUCUCAGCAUAUUUGUCGUUUCCUAGGGGAAGUCUUGACCGGUUGCGCCUUUUAAGCUGUAAAUUUUGUUUUCGGUGUGUCAAGCGGGCUUUUCAGUAACCACUUUCUUUCAGAAGUUCAUAAAAUAUUUUUCUAGCUACAGUACUGCACUCAAAUGAGAAUGAUACAUGAUGCCAUAAUGUUGAUCAUGAGGCUCUUCACUGUAAUUAAGCUCAUUACCUGCU
This is a messenger RNA of Rubroshorea leprosula, 2361 nucleotides long. The record is from the annotation of a GenBank genome assembly. Lineage: Eukaryota; Viridiplantae; Streptophyta; Magnoliopsida; Malvales; Dipterocarpaceae.